UCUGCGCCGAGGGGGCUGAGCCGGGAGCCAGAGACUCCGAGCUCGCAUUCGGAUCCGCUAGAGCAGGAAGAUGGCGACGGACGGCGCGAGCUGCGAGCCCGACUUGCUCCAUGCCCCGGAGGAUGUGGUGGAGGCCGCGUCGGAGGCGGCGAAAAAGGAAUUUGAUUUGGACAACCUCAGCAAGUCAGAGCUGCGGAUGUUGCUCAGUGUGAUGGAAGGCGAACUGGAGGCCAGAGACCUCGUCAUCGAAGCCCUGCGGGUUCGUAGGAAGGAGGUAUUUAUCCAGGAAAGGUAUGGAAGAUUUAAUCUCAACGACCCCUUCUUGGCACUCCAAAGAGACUAUGAAGCAGGUGCUGGUGACAAAGACAAGAAGCCUGUCUGCACCAACCCCCUGUCCAUCCUGGAAGCAGUCAUGGCCCACUGCAGGAAAGUGCAGGAAAGGAUGUCCACGCAGCUGGCUGCCGCUGAGAGCAGACAAAAGAAGCUGGAAAUGGAAAAACUUGAGCUGCAAGCCCUGGACCAGGAGCACCAGAAGCUGGCCGCCCGCCUGGAGGAGGAGCGCAGCAAGAACAGGCACGUGGUGCUGAUGCUGGUGAAGGAGUGCAAGCAGCUCUCUGGCAAAGUCAUCGAGGAGGCCCAGAAGCUCGAGGAAGUGAUGGGCAGGCUGGAAGAGGAAAAGAGGAAGACGCAGGACUUAGAAGAGCAGCUGUCUGCCGAGCAGCGCCGAAGCAGCGAGAUGGAAGCGCAGAUGGAAAAGCAACUCUCCGAAUUGGACACGGAGCGCGAGCAGCUUCGUGCCAAGCUGAACCGCGAGGAAGCACACACCACUGACCUCAAAGAGGAGAUAGACAAGAUGAAGAAGAUGAUUGAGCAACUGAAAAGGGGAAAUGACAGCAAGCCCAGCCUGUCUCUUCCGCGCAAGACCAAAGAUAGGCGUCUGGUUUCCAUAUCUGUAGCCACCGAAGGACCCCCAACAAGGGCCGUUGCUUGCCAGACAGACCCAACCACGGAAAGCACUGACCCCAUGAGGAAGUUGCCUUUGACCGUCCCUGCAAAGCCUUCAGCAGGGAGCCCCCUGGUUCCUGCAAGCACAAAAGGAAACACAUGUCCCCAUGGCACGUUGGUCAGGCCGGGUAUUGACAGGCAGGCCUCCCAUGGGGACUUGAUCAGCUCCUCUGGACCCACCAUCCCAGCUGCAGGUGCAAACAGAAUUGAGGAGAAUGGACCAACUCCUGGCUCCACGCCAGAUCUCACCAGUAGCACACCCCCAGUUCCCAGCAGCACCACCCCCGUCCCAGCUCACAUGCCAGGCGUGGCUGCCCAGAAUGCUGCACCUGCCACACCAGGGCACAGUUUACAUUCUCCGUGUGCCACUGCAGCUCUGCACCCAGGCCUCAACCCACGCAUCCAAGCAGCCAGGUUUAGAUUUCAGGGCAACGCUAAUGAUCCCGACCAAAAUGGAAACACUACCCAAAGUCCUCCAUCAAGAGAUGUCUCUCCCACAAGUCGUGACAACCUGGUGGCCAAACAGCUAGCUCGGAACACUGUGAGCCAAGCAUUGUCGAGAUUCACAAGUCCUCAAGUGGGGGCUCCCCCAAGGCAGGGAGCAUCCCCGACAGGGGAUGUGGGCACCCAUCCUCCAGUCAGUCGGACUGGUUUGAAAACUCCAGGUGGAACACGAGUCGAUAGAGGAAACCCUCCUCCUAUCCCCCCGAAAAAGCCAGGGCUCUCCCAGACUCCUUCUCCACCCCACCCCCAACUCAAGAUUCCGAUGGAGAGCAGCAGGACCUCCAAUACAGGGGCCAAAAUUGAUAACAAAACUGUGGCUUCACCUCCUUCCAGCUUGCCCCCCGGGAGCAGGGUCCUUACGGAGGAGAACCCCCCUAAGUCUUCCUCCCCUCAGCUGCCACCAAAACCAUCCAUAGAUUUAACUGUGGCACCUGCAGGCUGUGCUGUGUCAGCCCUGGCCACGUCUCAGGUGGGUGCCUGGCCUGCUGGAACCCCUGGACUGAACCAGCCUGCAUGUUCAGACAGUUCCCCUGUCAUUCCCAACACCAUUGCCUUUCGCUCUUCCGUAAACCCUGUUAGUGCUUCAUCCCGUAGGCCCAGUGCCUCACACAGCCUCCUGGUAACAGCAUCAGGCUGGUCACCCUCCCUAACCCCUUUCCUAAUGAGUGGUGGUCCUGCCCCCCUGGCUGGCAGGCCCACCCUUCUUCAGCAAGCUGCUGCCCAGGGAAAUGUCACUUUAUUAUCAAUGCUGCUUAAUGAAGAAGGACUGGACAUUAAUUAUUCCUGUGAAGAUGGCCAUUCUGCCUUGUAUUCUGCUGCUAAGAAUGGACACGCAGACUGUGUGAGAUUGCUGCUGAAUGCAAAAGCCCAAGUCAACGCUGCUGAUAGAAAUGGCUUCACACCCUUGUGUGUUGCGGCUGCUCAGGGACAUUUCAAGUGCUUAAGAUUAUUAAUUGCAAAUGAUGCUAACAUCAAUCACGCUGCUGAUGGAGGACAGACACCUCUACACCUGGCCUGUAAAAAUGGAAAUAGAGAAUGUAUUAAACAACUGUUGGAAGCUGGAACUGACAGAAGUGUAAAAACCAGGGAUGGCUGGACCCCCAUGCACACUGCUGUGGACGCUGGUAAUGUGGACAGCCUUAAGCUCCUCAUGUACUACCGAGCACCAGCUCGCGAGAGCUCCUUGAAGAAGGCCCACUCUGCAUCAGGCACCUGUGCCUUGGGUCAUGAAGAAGGGAGUCCUGAAGACUGGGCCAAGCCUGUUGUUUCUGCAGACCUCAUUAACCAAGCUGACAGGGAGGGCUGGACUGCUGCCCACAUCGCUGCUUCGAGAGGUUUUAAGCACUGCCUAGAACUCUUAUGUAGGCACAACGGGCUGGAGCCAGAAAGGAGAGACAAGUGCAACCGCACUGUGCAUGAUGUUGCUACGGAUGAUUGCAAGCACUUGCUGGAGAGUCUGAAUGCUCUUAGGAUACCCUUAAUGAUUUCAGUGGGUGAGAUCCGACCAGACUUCUAUGGGUCCGACGAUUUUGAAUGUGAAAGUACAAUAUGUGCUUUAAGUAUCCGUAAGCAGACAUCGUGGGAUGAGUUUUCAAAAGCAGUGGGUCAAGCUCUAAUGGAUCAUUUUCAAGAGAUCUCUUCUGAUGAAGCGUGGAGUCUGGAAGACCUGCCAUGUAACAGCACCACGGACCCCGGCAUUGGGCUUGCUGUGAGCAGCGUGCGGUCCGUCAUGCUAGGAAGUGUGCCUUGGUCAAUGGGUCAGAGCUUCCCCCAGGCCCCAUGGGACUUCAUGAAGAAGCAGAAGGUGGAGCAAGUCACGGUGACUCUGUCAGGUCCUCAAGAUGGCUGCCUCAGUGGUGUGGCGUAUGUGUCUACAAUCCCGCUGAAGACGCUGCAGAACUACCUCCGGCUGGUCGAGCAAUAUCAUAAUGUCAUUUUCCAUGGUCCUGAAGGGAGCUUGCAAGACUUCAUAGUACAUCAGCUUGCACUCUGCAUGAAGCACAGACAAAUGGCUGCAGGAUUCUCCUGUGAAAUAGUGAGAGCUGAAGUGGAUGCCAGCUUCUCCAAGGAACAGCUAAUAGACCUGCUCAUGAGAAGCGCUUGUCUGAUCCCAGUGAAACAACCUCCUGUUAAGGAGAAAACCAUCCUCAUCUUAGAAAAUUUGGAAAAAUCUUCCUUGUCUGAGUUAUUGGGAGACUUUUUGGCACCUCUUGAAAAUCGUAGCACAGAAAGCCCCUAUACUUUGCAAAAAGCAAACGGAGCUUCUGAGUGCUAUUACUUUCACAAGAACUGCUUCCUGAUGGGGACCAUUGCCAAGGCCUGCCUCCAGGGCUCUGACCUGCUGGUGCAGCAGCACUUCCGCUGGGUCCAGCUGCGGUGGGAUGGCGAGCCCAUGCAAGGACUGCUGCCCAGGUUCCUGAGACGGAAAGUUGUGGAUAAGUUCAGAGGUCAGAUGCCUGCACCCUACGACCCCGUGUACAAGACCAUUGCCUGGGUGCUGUCCGUCUGGUGUCAGCUCAACUCCUGCUUAGCCCACUUGGGCACACCUGAAGCAUUGCUUGGCCCCAAGUAUUUCCUGUCUUGUCCUGUGGUCCCCGGACGGGCCCAACCGACAGUGGAGUGGAUGUCCAAGCUGUGGAAUGCUGUCAUCGCACCCAGAGUUCAAGCAGCCAUCCUUUUGCGAGCCUCGGUGAAGAGACAGCCCUGGCUGGGGCAGACAGCUAUGAAGAAACACGCCAGCCAAGGGCAGCAGGCAGUGGUGAAAGCCGCUCUCAGCAUCUUGCUCAAUAAAGCCGUUCUGCAUGGUUGUCCCCUCUCGAGGGCAGAGCUAGACCAGCACAUUGCAGAGUUCCAAGGGGGAAGUUUUCCUUUAUCCAUAGUUUCAAGUUACAACAGCUGCAGCAAGAAGAAAGGAGAGAGCGGGCCCUGGAGGAAGGUGAGCACCAGUCCUCGCAAGAGGUCCAGCCGCUUUGCCACACCCAGCUGGAAUGAGCCGGACCUGAGCCCAGAAGGUAUAAAAAAGAAGGCUAUGUUGCAGCUGAAUUGUGGCAGAAACGCUUCGCUGUCAAAACAAAAGUCUUCAGAGAAUCAGCGACUGUUGACGGUGAGCUUGGAUCCACGGUACUCUCUGGGAUCAGAUGAGGAGCCAGAUCUUGUCAGGGAACUUCAGAGUAUGUGCUCCAGCAAAUCCGAGUCCGACAUUAGCAAGAUUGUUGAUUCCAGGGAAGAUCUGAGGAGGUUUCACAGUCCAGGAACUGACCCUGCACUUUCAGCACCUGGGAACAAUCCAAGAACGCCAGUGUCACAGAAGGAGGUCCGUCCUCUCAGCAGCCAUUCAACUACCGAAUGCAGCACCGGUAAAUCCAAGACUGAGCCGGGGGUUUCCAGAGUUAAAUCUUUCCUUCCUGUUCCUAGAAGUAAAAUCGCUCAGUGUUCACAGAACACCCAAAGAAGCAGCAGCAGCAGUAAUACAAGGCAACCAGAAAUCAACAACAACUCCAAAGAACAGAAUUGGAAUCUACACAACCAUGAACAAGUAGAAAAACCAAACACAUAGGCCUGCCAACAACAUUCUCACUCUUAACUUCUGUAUAUUUCACACAGAAACCAAGGGCAACAAGAUGUAAAUACCUUCCAAUGAAUACAGUGUUUUCAUUAUAAUAUAAACAGAGUGCGGGACCACUAUUCAUUUAUUUUGUAAAGAAUGUAUUAUGUAUUUAUAACCAACUUUUUAAAAAAAAUUCUGUAAGACUGAACUCCAAUACCAAGAAGUUAUGCCAACUUUUCAAGUAGUUUUAUAAUAGAAAAAUUGUAACAGUUUUAACCAAGAUGUUCAGGGGUAUUACAGCACUGUCUUGUAUUAUAUAUCUGUAUAUAUGUAUGUAUAUUUGUGAAAGGUCACCAGUCCUAUUAGAUGUUACAAAGUGUAAAAUAUGGGCUUAUAAAACAUGUACCAUUUUAAAAGGGGAAUCAUAAUUAUGUUUACUUGAUGGGGAAUGACUAGAAUGGGCAAUAAUGAAUUAUUUCUUAAGAGUUAUUUUCCAUUAAAAGCCAUAUUAAGUAUUUUGCCUGUUAAAUUUGAAUUUUACAUUUUAAAUCUUUUAGUGAUUACAUUAUGAUUUGGUUCCAUCAUGUAUAUAUUUAUGCCUAUGAGUUUGCAUUAUGACUCCUUUAAUAUAUGAAAUUAUAAUGCAAUAAGUUUUCUUACAAAAAGUUUUAUAUCUAAAUAA
Ochotona princeps (American pika) is the source of this 5738-nucleotide messenger RNA. RefSeq names its product cortactin binding protein 2 (gene CTTNBP2). The record is from RefSeq and is a predicted model, not a curated record. NCBI's taxonomy places the organism in Eukaryota, Metazoa, Chordata, Mammalia, Lagomorpha, Ochotonidae. Gene Ontology annotation, cellular component: glutamatergic synapse. Gene Ontology annotation, molecular function: protein binding. Bases 71 to 5065 code for a protein of 1664 amino acids. The transcript has 23 exons. Gene Ontology annotation, biological process: regulation of synapse organization.